Leptopilina heterotoma is the source of this 842-nucleotide messenger RNA. Its product is annotated as dentin sialophosphoprotein-like. NCBI's taxonomy places the organism in Eukaryota, Metazoa, Arthropoda, Insecta, Hymenoptera, Figitidae. Bases 53 to 790 code for a protein of 245 amino acids. The record is from RefSeq and is a predicted model, not a curated record. The transcript has 4 exons.
AAUUUUCUUCACAGUAUUUCGUAGAGAAUUCAAAUGGUAGUUUGAUAUAAAAAUGUCAAACAAUUAUAUGCAUUUAUUCUACUUUGGUUUUUUUAUUACUUAUAUUUUAAUAUGUACAAAUAUAAAUGGCAACGUAUUAAAUCAGAAAGAGUUACAGAAUCAACAUUCAAAACUAAUGGUCAAACGAUCGUUGAAAGAUUGUUGUAAAAAAAAUUGUACCUCUACAGACAAGGAUGAGUGUUGCAUAUUAUUAGAUUGUAAAGCAGAGAAAAAUCACAAUCACCAUUGCUGUAAACAUAGUAAAAAAGAUUGUUGCUCUGAUUCUAGUAGCAAAUCUUGUUCUGACUCAGGUUCUUGCUCUGGUUCUGAGUCUAGUGAAUCUAGCGAAUCUAGUGAAUCUAGCGAAUCUUGUGAAUCUGGCAAUUCUUGUGAAUCUAGCGAGUCUAGUGAUUCUAGUGAUUCUAGUUCAGAAGAAUGCGAUCAUCAUCAUCAUCAUUGCAAAUGUAAACAUAAAUGUGAUUCUGACUGCAAGUCAGAGGAAUGUAAAAUAAAAUGUAAUUCUGAAUGUAAGAAAGAUGAAUGUAAAGAGAAAUGUAAUUCUAACUGCAAGACAGAGGAAUGUAAAACAAAAUGUAAUUCUGAAUGUAAGAAAGAUGAAUGUAAAGAGAAAUGUAAUUCUGAUUGUAAGAAAGAUGAAUGUGAAAAGAAAUGUACUUCUGAUUGUAAGAAAGAUGAUCACAAAUGUAAAGAUACGUGCUCAGAAAAUUGUAUUACCCUCGAAUGCUGCUAAUUCAUCAACAAAUGAAAACUGUACCGAAAAAUCAAUCAGUAUUUAAAUAUUA